UGACGGACGACGGUCGGCGGCCAUCUUGAAGCGUAACUGUUGUCAUGUUUACGUUGUGUGAAAGGUGAAAUUAAUGAGUUUUCAUAGAAUAAUCAGGCCAGCUUUGAUGUAAUUCUGUAUUGGAACAAGUAGACAUUCACUAUGUUUUACGCACAUUUUGUGCUGGCCAAGAAAGGGCCGCUAGCCAAAAUUUGGUUGGCAGCCCAUUGGGACAAAAAGCUGACGAAGGCUCAUGUGUUCGAGACGAAUAUCGAGAAAUCCGUAGAUGGUAUUUUGAAACCUAAAGUGAAGAUGGCUUUGAGGACAUCUGGCCAUCUGCUGCUUGGUGUUGUAAGGAUUUACUCGCGGAAGGCCAAGUAUCUGCUGCAGGAUUGUAAUGAAGCUUUCGUUAAGAUCAAGAUGGCCUUCCGGCCUGGCAUGGUGGACUUGCCUGAGGAGCACAGAGAGGCCGCCAUGAACGCCAUCACCCUGCCCGAGGUGUUCCAUGACUUCGACACUGCCAUGCCAGAGUUGAAUGAGGUUGACAUUGAGGCGCAGUUCUCAAUGAACCAGUCCCGCGCGGAAGAGAUCACCAUGCGUGAGGACUAUGGUUCCCUCAACCUGGUCAACCCGGACGAUGGGUUUGGCGAUAUGGGAUUUGAUACGGACAACCCGGAUAUCAUGCGAGAGGCUAUCGGCACUGAGGGAGGUCUGGAACAGAGUAACCUGCUGUUCGCCGACGGGUCGUCGCUGGAGCUGGGCAAGGAGGGCGCGGGCGCGGGGCUGGCGGCGCCGGCGCUGGAGCGGCGGCUCGAGGCGCAGCCGCACGCGCACGCGCCCAUGGACGACGGCUUCGGCGGCACCAUCGGCGACGUGCCCGACUUCGGACAUGCGGGCGGGCUGUUCGAGGGCGAUCUGUUCGGCGACGUGUCGGCGGCGGGCGCGAGCGCCGGCUCGGCCGCGCUGGCCGGACCCUCGGCGCAGCCGCAGUCGCUGCAGGCGGAGAUCGAGGCGGCGGGCGUGAGCGAGGCGCACGCGCCGGCGCCGGAGGCCCCCGACUCGGACGACGACAUGGGCGACCACUACGACGCCGGCAACUCGCCGCAUCACAGCUGGGGUGGGUCUGCGCCCGCGUCGCCGGCGCCGGCCGAGCUCAUGCCGCCGCCCGCUGCUCCGCGCCCGCCCUCCGUGCUGCCCAUGGAGGUGGACUCGGCUCCGCUGGCGGAGCCGGCGCCGGCGGCGGAGGCGGAAGCGGAGGCGGCGCUGGACAACACCACGCUGCUGCAGAACGAGGAGGAGUCCUUCGCUCUCGCGCCCGUCGACGCCACCGUGCUCAAAGGCAUAACAAAAACUAAGCGCAAACGCAAGCUGAUCGUUGACGAAGUCAAAAACAUAUCCGGCGAAGAAAUGAAGAACCAGCUCAGCAACACGUCGGACAUCGUGACCACGCUAGACCUGGCGCCGCCCACGCGCCGCCUCAUGCACUGGAAGGAGACCGGAGGAGUGGAGAAACUCUUCACUCUACCAGCCAGGCCCAUCCCAUCCAGAGUAUUGUUCAAGAAAUACCAGCGCAACAUGACGCUGCGCAACGAGGGCGGCGAGGAGGGCGACGCCAAGUCCCCCGAGCACCCCGAGCCCGGCCGGCGCAUGCGCAAGCGCCGCCACGACGAGUCGAUGCUACCCCCGGACACGCCGGCGCCGGCACCAGACCUAGAACCUCCCACUCCUGUGCCGCAGGAGUACGAACCUUCAGUCGAGCCGGCGCAGGCGGGCUACCAGACCCCGCGCUCCGACGUCGACGAGGCCCCGCAGACCCCAGGUAUGCUGAGCGCGCUGGGCCCGCCGCUGACGCCGGGCACGCUGCUGCAGGGCGGCCUCACGCCGGGCGGCCUCCCUCACGGCAGCCUCACGCCGGGCGGCCUGGCCCACGGCGGCCUCACGCCCACCGGCCUCCAGCACGGCGGCCUCACACCAGGAGGCCUGCAACACGGCGGUAUGACGCCAGCAGGCUUGCAGCACGGCGACGGGCACGACUUCGGCCCCAUGACACCCGCCGGGCUGCACCAUGGAGGAAUGACGCCAAUGGGGCUAGACAGCGGAAUGACGCCAGGCGGCCUCGGCCACGGCGGCCUCACGCCCGCCGGCCUACACCACGGCGGCAUGACACCAGGUGGAUUGGAUCACGGCGGUAUGACACCAGCAGGCCUCCAACACGGCGGCAUGACGCCCGCGGGUCUCCAGCACGGCGGUAUGACGCCGGCCGGCCUCCAGCACGGAGGCAUGACGCCAGCCGGCUUACAACACGGAGGCAUGACGCCCGCGGGGUUGCAGCAUGGUGGCAUGACGCCCGCUGGGUUGCAGCACGGUGGAAUGACGCCGCAAGGUCUAUCGCACGGCGGCAUGCUGGGUCACGGACUGGAGCACGCGCAGCUGCCGAUGAUGCCGCAGCUGGGCGGCGACGUGCCCGCAGCCCUACUAGCGCGAGCCCUGCCCGCGCAGGCGCCGCCCGACCACGAGCUCGGCCACACCGUGCCCAUGGAGCCACUGCCGCUGCACGGGCUGGAGCCCGACUACCAGGGUGGCAUGCAGAUGACCAACUUAGGUUACGAGGACAACAAUGGCCACCAAAGUCCACAGCACGACUACGACUUACCACCCAGUGUUGAAAAUGGCGAGGAGGGCGAACGCGAAGCGGGCGAGACGGACGAGCAGUUCGAGGAGCGCGUGCUGAACCGGCGAGCGGCGCAGCUGUUCGCGGUCAUGCGGCCCAAGCUCGCCGCCGACUUGCAGCUCGCCUUCACCGAGCUCGCGCCCAGACACAACAACAGGAAACAGGUGGCACAGAAAUUCUACAGUUUACUGGUUCUGAAGAAACAUCAGGUAAUAAAGUUAGAACAAGACGAAACAUAUGGACCUAUUACUAUUAUUAAGGGCGUGCAGUUCGAGACGGAGGCGAUCUAAGUGCGAUAAUGUUAUUUAUAUUAGCUAUAAUAAUAUAAAAGAGGAAUAUCUAAAUUAGUAUGUAAAAGAGGGUAUAAAGAGGUAUCAGUUAUAGUGAUGUUUAUUGAAGUUUUCUACUUCACACAGUACUAGAUUGAGCCAAAAAAUAACGAUUGUAAGUUGGCCUUACGAUUUGAGUCCACAGGGCCCCAAAAAUGGAAAAUAUGAAUUGAUGGACCAAGGAGCGCACUGAUCUCAGUAAUAAAGAUGAAUACGAUAUAUCACUACUGUGCAUGUAACACUAAUGUCCCGUGGUCUCUAUUCGUAAGUGAUGACAGUUCUCUUUGAUAGCCACGAGUAGGGAAAUGCCUUAUUUUGUUUUGCUAUAGGUUAAGUCAAAUUAUUGUAAAAAUGUUUAAGAAUGACGUUUUAAAUGCUUUCAAGUCGAAGAUAGUAGAUUGCUAUUGUUAAUGUAUCUUGAAUCCCAAAAUUAUGUAAGCGUGUAUUUUUUGUACUGAUCAUGUUAUUAAAGAGAUAAUUGGUAUACAAGUUUGCAGAGGGCAUGUAUUCUCAAGGAAAUGUAGGAUAUAUAUUGUAGUGUGGGUUUAGAUAUGGGCCUCGGCGGGCCUAACACUGGCGACCUGAAUUGGAACACUCAUUAUUAAUAUUUUUCAUCACACUUGCUCGAAAAAGAUCUCAGGCCUAUAUUGUUCCCACGGGAGUUAUGAAUUCUGAAAAAAAAGAGUUUUUUUAUUAUGUCACUAAUUUAUACGAACCAAGUAGGUAUAAAUGAAUUUUACUUUGAAAAUACUGACGUUUAUGAAUUAUUUUUGUUGUUUAUACUUAAAAAUAUUGUCUUCGGUUACCGUGAUAGUUACUCAUGAAGUCGUGAUUCUCAUGAAAUAAAACUAUGAAAACGGAUUAUAUCGCGUAUAUUGAAUUUAUAAUACAUCCCGACGUUUCGAACCCUUUACAGCGUUCGUGGUCAACGGGUGACACGGGGGUUGAAAUGCCACCGUAUUCAGAAUUAUUUCGCUUAAAAUUUUGUUUUUUCUUCACAAGUGUGAUGAAAAACAUUGUGUGUAACUCCGGGGUAAGAAUAUUGUUACUAGUCUUUAAUUCACUCCAGCCGGCGGCUGUCGUGAAUAUAGAUUCUCGUACAAUAUUUCACUUACCCCCCACGUUUCACAAUGUACUAUUAAGUCAUUGUCAAUAUGGGUACUUCAACAUCUUCAGCAAAAGCCAUUAUCGAUUAGCAAGGAAAUAUUUGUCGUGUUUAGAAUGUGUACAGAAUAAAACAAGGAUGAUGUAUACCGAUCAUUUUUGCCACUCGGAUGUAUGCGAUAUCGGAAUUGUAUAUUAUAUUAUAAUGUUACUACAUAAGUGAUUAGAGAUUACACACGGAAUUUCCUUACUGUUGUGUCAGAUUUAAAUCGGUACAUAGUUAUACAAAAGAUCGGAUUACAUAGAAUGCGCAAAUAAGUUGCGUUUGAGAUGUUUCGUGUCGUGUGUAACAGUAGUGAAAUUACUCCUCAUGUCGAAAUCUGUGUUCAAAUAUCACGAAUGAUGUUGUAUAGUGGGUUUGGAGAGCACAUUACAAUGAUUGUACUAUAACGCUGAUAGACUGGAUUGAUAGUUAACACAUUCAAUGCCGAAAACCCGACUAUCGGGUAUUUUAUUGUUUCGUUCCCAGGCCGGACGACCCGAUAGUCGGGAUCGUUGUACUACAGUUUUAUGUGACUACAUUUUUGUGGCCUGGCGCGGAUCUUGUGUAGUUGGGUGGCAAUAAAUGUGUUAAUACAAAUUUCGAUUAUUAAUAGCGGGAAAGACCCUGCAUCUAGCAGUGAAGCAAGAUUCUCACCCGUUUCCAACCUCCACACUGUAUACCAUCAUCAUGUGAUUCAAGUAAAUGCCUUAUCGUAAUCUUCGCAAUAUCACUGUUAACAUUCUGUUCUUUAUUUAGUCACACAAACGUUUCAAACUUGGAUGUUAAUUUAAAAUUUCUAUUACAUUGUGUCAGGACAGUUGAAUUGGUUAGGCUGGUAUUACACCUGUCCAAUUUAUUGGUCCAAUGUUCAUUGCAUCUCACUCUCUCAUUAAACAAAAUGUGAGACGCAAAUACACAUUGAACCAAGAAAUGGUACAAGUGGAAUACCUCCCUUAGAUACAACAAUACGUCAAUGUGACUAACAAUUAAGCUAAUUAAUAAUGUUUGUUUCUACGACAUGCCGCUGUUUAAUUACCGUUAGGUAUACGUAGACGCUGCUAUAGUAUUUACAUUAUACCAUAUUUUAUGUAACGUUUAUUCAAAUUGUUAGUAUUAGCUUAACCUUUUGGACGCCAAGGACCGAUACGCACCGUAGGUUCAACGCCAAAGACCGAUUAAUCGGUCAUAGACCACAGAGCAACAUAGACCUACAUGCAUAUGCUUAAAGUUCAAUUUCAGUUUUGACACUUCGGUUACGUGGCGUCUGGACGACUGUUUUUGUGUUUGACACGGCGUCGAAAAGGUUAAAGAUUGCACAUUGCGAGUAUAGUGUGAUUGAAGAAAUCAAAGAUAGAUAUAACUCCGUAAUAGAUGGAUACAGUCUAAGGAAAAAACGUGCCUGAAAAUCAAGAAAAUUUGAUUCUCGUUUAGAGGGCGCUACUAAUUUUGGCCUACAGUCGUAUAGAUGGCGUUGACGGUUUCGUUUGUUAUUUAACAAUUUUAACGCAUAUCAGUGAAAGAACAUGGGUCAAAAUCAUCAAAACAAUUAAUGCAAAUAAAAAAAAUCAUUUAUCUAUAUUUAAAUUCAUUUUAUCGUAUUUUUACAAAUCUUCAAUUUUAGUUUUAAAGUGUGUCGACAGAUGGCAGUGAAUUUACUGGGGUUACAAAAUUUACUAUGACAGUACCGCUCUAGUAUAAGUUACUCUAUGAAGAAAUUAAAUUAAGAUCUUUAUCUAGUUAAUUAGUCUUGACCCCGAAAUGUACAAGAAUUUAGAGUGAUAUUGUAUGAACACCAACAACCUUCCAUAAAUAAAUAAAUAUAAGUUUGUGGUUUAUUUGUGGGGCUAGAAUAGUUGUUACAUUUCUUUGAGAACGAUGUUUUUUUAUGUCAUGACAUAGCAAAGUGGAUCCACUCCACAUUUUUUGGAUUGUAUUCAUUUUGGAAACUUUAAAAUUAUGUGUAAAAAUUAUAACGCAUUAUAAAUGCCAGGCACUUUUACCAAAUCUUUCAGUUGACUAAUUAAUAUUUAAGUGGUUACCUCCGCAUUAAGGUAUGCCUUCGCAUCUACGAGAGGUUUCUCUACGGGCGGGGGUACUCACUUAGAUUUAGAUUUUUUUUGUCAUAAAACUUUCUGUAUUUGCAAUAAAUUUGUUAAUAAAA
Cydia strobilella is the source of this 6287-nucleotide messenger RNA. RefSeq names its product double-strand-break repair protein rad21 homolog (gene vtd). Gene Ontology annotation, molecular function: protein binding; chromatin binding. Gene Ontology annotation, cellular component: cohesin complex. Gene Ontology annotation, biological process: sister chromatid cohesion; replication-born double-strand break repair via sister chromatid exchange. The coding region runs from base 142 to 2940 and encodes 932 amino acids. The transcript has 21 exons. The record is from RefSeq and is a predicted model, not a curated record. Lineage: Eukaryota; Metazoa; Arthropoda; Insecta; Lepidoptera; Tortricidae.